Messenger RNA from Phialemonium atrogriseum, 1089 nucleotides. Its product is annotated as class I glutamine amidotransferase-like protein. Gene Ontology annotation, biological process: regulation of DNA-templated transcription. Bases 121 to 894 code for a protein of 257 amino acids. Lineage: Eukaryota; Fungi; Ascomycota; Sordariomycetes; Cephalothecales; Cephalothecaceae. The record is from RefSeq and is a predicted model, not a curated record. The transcript has 2 exons.
UACCACAAAUUCACCAGUCUAUCUGCAUCCAAAGCCCUCACCUACCUAGUCGUCCACGAGAAUAGCGUCCCGAUCGCAAAGGCCACUAGAUGACCUCCGUCUCCUCAACUUCCAUCCAGAAUGACCGCCGCUGCCGCCAGUGACCGCCCCACCGUCCGCAUCGGCGUGUUCCUGCCGUCGGGGGCCCAACUGCUGGACACGGCGUGCGUGGACCUGUUCGACAUGAUGAGCCACGAGUACCUAUCGGCGCUGGAGAAGCUACCCCGAGCGGCGGCCGACAUCGCGCCACACGUCUGGAUAGCCUACGUGGGCACCGUGGCGGCGGGAGGGCCGAUCCAGCUGACCGGGGGCAUGUCGGUCACGUGCACGCACCACCUGUCCGACCCGGAGGUGGGCGCCGGCCGGUUGGAUGUCGUGCUGGUGCCCGGCCCGGAUCCCAGGCUGAGGUGGGAUGGCGAGGUGCUGGGUUGGCUGAGGGGCCAUGCGAAUAGGGUGCGGGAUACGGAUAUCCUGAGCGUGUGUACGGGAAUCUAUAUCUGCGGGGAGGCGGGGCUGCUCAGGGGUAGGAGGGCGUGCGGCCCGAGGGGGCUGCAGAAGGAGAUUGGGGAGAGGUUCGAGGGGGUCACGCUGCUGGGGGACGAGCUGAGGUGGGUGAGUGAUGGGAACCUUUGGUCCAGCGGCGGCGUCACGAAUGGAAACGACCUCGUCGCGGCGUACGCCAGAGAGAGCCGGCACUUUCCUGGGCCGCUCGUCGAUAUUGCCACCAAACUAGCGGAUGCGGGGGAGCGGCCGCAGAAGUAUGGCGCGAGCCAGACUGGCUUCAGGAUUGGGUUUGCGUGGGCGCUUCUGAGGGCCUGGUUCAUGGGAUUUGGGAGGAAGUCGAAGAGUAACUAGGCGGGUGACGAACGAUCGAAAUCGGAUGGGGGCACGCUCUCCCCUCUUUGCGCGCUGUAUAGGAGAAAACAUUUAGUUCGCAUCCACGAUGCCUGCACUAUUGUAAUUAGGUGUUAAUGGAGGCUACUGGGUCAAGGCUAUUGCCUGGCAUCAUUAUUCAAACAAAGUAGGCACAGGGAGCCUGGAGCCCCCUUG